AUGAGUGCAGCUGAAGAACCAUCCAUGGUGGAGUUAGACAGCACGCUAACCAUAGAAGAAAAGAUUGCUCGCAUCGACUUUGCACCUUAUGGCCUCAACCCACCCCGUACACACCCUCGUGCAACUGAGGUCAUCGUGGUUUUGGAAGGUACUCUUUACGUCGGCUUCGUGACCUCCAACACCGACAACCGUCUCUUCACAAAGGUUUUGUACCCAGGAGAUGUGUUUGUGUUCCCACAGGGUCUCAUUCACUUUCAAUUUAAUAAUGGAAAGACUAAUGCAGUAGCUCUUGCUGCCCUAAGUAGCCAAAACCCCGGAACCAUCACAGUUGCUAAUGCAGUGUUCGGGUCAAAUCCAAGGAUUUCUGAUGAUGUUCUUGCCAAGGCAUUCCAAGUGGACAAGAAGGUGGUAGACUAUCUUCAAGCUCAAUUUUGGUGGCCCAGCAACUAGAGAAAGAAAGAAUGGAGAACCUAUGAAUCUAUUAUUUGUUAAACUUUAAAUAAAUAUGAUGCAAUAAUUAAUAAUUGCCUUGGUUGUGGAUGAUAUUCUUAAAAUUGUUUUCCUAUGAUUUUACAAUAAUGAAGUUUGUUAGUAGUA
Messenger RNA from Camellia sinensis, 597 nucleotides. The record is from RefSeq and is a predicted model, not a curated record. Lineage: Eukaryota; Viridiplantae; Streptophyta; Magnoliopsida; Ericales; Theaceae.